GACAGUCCCUUCGCAAAAGUAGCACGGUGCUAGGGUAUUUACUAGUGUCAUUCAGGUUAUCUCGCAGGGUGUUCUGUCGAUAUGCGAUUUGCUUGUUCUCACCGGUUCUGGGUUCGCGAAACGUCCUGCUACCGAGUACUUUUGCGAGUAGACUGUAUAUCAGUAAUUCACACGGGGAAGCGAGACGCCGAGCUGCCCAGAUGCUUAUGCUGGCGUGGGCAGAGUGGAAGAGGCUAAGUUGGCAAGAUUACUUUAGUGUAGGGCUUCAAAUAAGAGCUUACUACCGGUAGGGUACGAGAAGACAUCGAUCAUCGCAAUCCCUAUGCAUAAGAAGGACGACGAGGCUUCCAACCAGUAGGAGGGGGCGCCAGUUCACACUGUGGCGUAAUCCGUACUCGACCGCACUCGCCUCUGCCAUCACCCCUGUAUCCUUUACUUGUUAACAUCGAUGUGCCAUGGUGCCCCUUGGUGCCCCGGAUCUGCUCAGGACAAGUCCGGGGAGGAGACUGGCGGCUUCGUGGCUUGGUGCUUGGUGUGCUUGGUAUGUGCUUGGUGUUGCUUGAAGGAUGCAAGCAAGUGCCGCCCAGACACUACAACGCCAAGGCCAUAUCCUCCGACAAGGCGCUGAGACGACGCAUUGAACAUCGCGAAGCUACGGGUUGCUUAGGACUGCGAAGGACUGCGAGGGACUGCGAUGGACUGCGAGGGACUGGCUCUAGGCCACGAGGAGGUUGAGACGACGAGACCGACAACGCGGGACUUGACCAUGCGCUGUCUCUGCUCCUUUUCCAGGUGCAGCAUGCCAUUUUUGUUUGGACGUCCCCCCAAUUCCUCAAGCACUUUUUCUUUCACGUCCGCGUACUGUACUCUCUGAAUCUCAACUCCUCUCGUUGUCCCUUUCUAGAGGACCGACCUCUGAAUUCUGUCUUCGCUUAGCUAUGUAUAUCGAAGCGUGAACCAUCAAAUCCUGAAUCUAUCGCAAUUACAUCGCAAUCCAACAUUUCUUGAUCCCCAAAAAAGCGCCUAGGGCCGUUCUUUUGUUUCCCGGAACGGGGUCUACGGGAUCACAGUUCUUCGAGAGACCAGGCUGAAUUCCAGUAGGAGAGACGAGACUCCCUCUCCGAAGAUUCAUUUUCCUACAUCAUGGAGGAAGAAGAGCCGAAAAGCCAGCUGUAUUGCUGCAAUACCUGUACAGACAUGAUUCCCAAUACUCGAGCUCGAGUGUUAUGCCAUCACUGUCUGAACUAUCACCUGUGUGCAAACUGCUAUGUGGCCAAAAACUACGCGCGGCCGCAUGUCGACAAUCAUCCAACCAUGGUAUUCAAACAAUCCGGAUAUUUUGUCCCAGAAGCACCAGGUUUCGCAGCCAAGGCGGAAAAACCACCCCCAUUACCGCCACGCCAGCCAGCCCAAACAAGCAUACAAGAUAUAGAAAUUCCUAUGGCAGACUGGAGUGUUCUCUGGAGCCUAAUCAAAUCGCCAUCCAAAAAGAACUCAAAGACAGCCGCAAAAGCCGACAUUCUCGACGAACCUUUGGUACAGUUAAAAGACGUGACUGGAGCAGGUCUUGCAGUAAUGACCAAUGGUAUCAACGAACUACAUAACCCAAAUUUCCCCCCCUCACCACCGAAAUCGGUCGAUGUUGAUGGUUCUGCUCCUUCGUAUCCGAUCCCAGAAAAAUGGGAACCAUUAUUUGCAGCCGACUCAACCCCAGCACCAAUUUUCAUUGCCUUGAUGGGAACUAUUUUCAGCUGCUUAGAUCCUCGACAUACAGGAUUCUUGACUCCAGAAGUCUACUCGGAUUUCCUCGACGUACAGGGCUAUCAGUGGACGGCUAAUGUUUGUAAGUUUUCAACACUCUGGUAUUUGAGAUGCCACAUUCUCUAACUUUUGACUACAGGGAAGAACUCGCUUGAUGCUGAAGGUGGAGAGAACCACAAGGAGAUUGCAGAUCUCGAAUUUGGCAUCUAUCUAGCUGAUCUAAGCAUCUCUCACAAACUCAUGGUCCGCGCCAAAUCUGCUACCCAAGAAGAAAUCGAGGGUGCGGAGCUGGUAGAGCCCAAAUCACCUGCCUCUCUGAGAGUCAAGGAACACAUGAACUUUGGUGCCAAUAUGCCGAUUCUUUCUCGACAAGGAUUUAUCGACCUCAGCGCCAUCGAGUAUCUGGUUAGCGCUACCAAGGGCCAUGAGUAUUUGCAAAAGGCAAUCGACGAGUAUGGAAUUUGGAAACAACUAGGAAAGCUCCCUAGAUCCAUGCUCCCCGAUAACUCCUUGCCAAAGGCUUCUCAGAUCAGGUCCAAGGCAACAGACGCUGAAGUUAAGGAAGCUGAUAAGAAUGUGGAGAACCCUAUUGCAUCGAUGGCACCAGCACUUCCAUCACGCCAAAGUAUCGGUCUCAGCGAGAACUUUGCGACGCCUGUGUCUGAAGGUGAGAAAGAACAAUUUCACGAGGUGGAUUUGAAGGUUGGUCCCAAGAAGAAGAGCGUUUCUGAGGGCUCAAGAUUGGAAGAGGACCAAGUGAAGAAUGGCAAGCGGGCAGCAUCGAUUGCAGACUCGGAUGACGGAAACAGCAGCCGCAAAAUUAGCAGCGAGUCUGGCAAGUCCUUUAUGGAGCUUUACAAGGAGAGUUAGUUGAAAUUAUCAGGUACCGUGAGCAACAUAUUUACACAUGAAAAGCUUGUUUGCUUUCGAAGCAUAAUGCUGU
Hymenoscyphus albidus is the source of this 2704-nucleotide messenger RNA. The record is from the annotation of a GenBank genome assembly. Lineage: Eukaryota; Fungi; Ascomycota; Leotiomycetes; Helotiales; Helotiaceae.